Messenger RNA from Delphinapterus leucas (beluga whale), 4645 nucleotides. RefSeq names its product E2F transcription factor 1 (gene E2F1). Gene Ontology annotation, cellular component: Rb-E2F complex. NCBI's taxonomy places the organism in Eukaryota, Metazoa, Chordata, Mammalia, Artiodactyla, Monodontidae. Gene Ontology annotation, molecular function: protein dimerization activity; RNA polymerase II cis-regulatory region sequence-specific DNA binding; DNA-binding transcription factor activity, RNA polymerase II-specific. Gene Ontology annotation, biological process: regulation of transcription by RNA polymerase II. The record is from RefSeq and is a predicted model, not a curated record.
ACUGGGCCGACUGCGCUACCUGGACCCCCGCGCAGACCCUGGCGGGGCGCGUUGUUUGGCCCGGCGGCAGCUGGGACGGGGGAGGGUGGGCUGACGCGCCCGGGCUGGGCGGUGCCGAGCCUGGGUUGGUCCUCCGGGCCCCGCCCCGGGGUGCAGGGUGACCUCGGGCCAGUCCUUGUUUGCUGCUCUGUGCUCUGGGCCUCAGCUUCCUCGCCAGAGACGCUCAAGGGUCAGACUCAGUGAUAAUAAUUGCCCCACGUGUAUUCAGCUAUCGCUGACUGCAUGCCAGGUCUCUGGCAGACUUCAAGGCAGCUAAAACUCAUAUCCAUGCUGUGAGCUCGGUGUUGUCACUGUGCCCAUCUGAACUGUGUCCAGAGAGGGGAAGUGACUUGCCCCCUGGUCACAAGGCUGCAAGUGAGAUUUGAACUGAGGCCUGCUGGCUUCAGACCAAAAUGUGUGGCUGGGUGGUGGGCAUGGCUGCUUAGGGAGGUCAAGGGGGGCGUCCUGGGUCCAGACCAUGGAAGAGCCACUGAGGAGACCCUCCUUCCUGCCUCGAUGCUGGGACUGCCAGGUGCAGGCCUGGCCCUCCGGGCCUCUGGGGACAGGCCGCCUGGCUGGGAGGCCUUCUCUGCAGGGGCGGAGUGGCUGGGCCAGCUGCUGAUCCCCUCCCUUUGCCUGUCCUUCCAUCUGCCAUCCUCCACCCUCCCAGACCCUGGUUGCCAUGGAACCUCAUUAAUCAGGCAGGCAGACCCCUGGGCCCCAGUGGAAGUACUGGGUGGGUUGGGCCUCUGGGAGCUGGAGAGGAGGCCCCCGGUGCCAGGAGAGAGUAAAUGCCCCAGGGAGGUGCCUUGAUAAAGUGCUCCCUGAGCAGCAAGAGGCUCAAGACAGUUCAGACUAGGGGGCCCAAAAGAAGCGGCUGAAUUACAGGGGGAGAAGGGAGUGGAGCCCUGGAGCUUGGCCCUGUGGGCUCCAGGACAGGGUGUGGAGACCAGUUUGACUGGCACAACCUGUGGGUGAAGGUGAGGCAUGGAUGGGCAGGAUGGGGUCUCCGCAUAGGGCUUGGAGCAAGUUGUGGGAGGAGGCAGGGCCCAGGGCAAGGUGGUGGAAGCCGCCCAACUGCUCAUGGCCUGGGUGGCAGCUGGUCCCUGAGGCAUCCCGGCAAGGUUCCCCCAACCCCCUUGGCCCCUUGCCCAGUGUGGCCUUCCUUCCGGAAUCACCGAGAUGCUAAUAAUAACAAUAGCAGGCACCAUUGUUUUGAGACUGUAUUGUGUAUUAGGCGCUGUGCCAAGCACUUUACCCAAUUAACUCAUUUCACCCUUUCAACAACCUUCCCCUUUUACAGAUAGGGAAGCUGAGGCAUAGAGAUGUUAGAACAUUCCCUAGUAAGUCAGCUAGUGAGUGCUGGGACCCAUCCAGAUUUCCUGAGUGGUUAACUGCUGGGAUGCCUUGCAUACUGGAGAUGCUAAUAGAGGUUGAAGGAAGCCCAGGGUCCCUUCCUCCUAAUGAGUGAGACGGAGGGAAGUUGUACCAGGGGUGGGCCACCUGGCUCGUCUCCUGUACCCCAGCAACCUGUCCCUGUGGGUACCGACUUGGAGCCUGGACAAGUAGCCUCCAGUUUAGCUGAUUGACAGGUACCUAGCAGGCCCAGGGCUGUGGGUCCUGCCCUUGGGGAACUGAGCUUCAGGCUCAGAGGGACAGCCAGGGACUGGGCUGAGGACGUAUGCCCUCUCCUCCACCCCCAGUGGUGUCAGGGGCAGCCUCAUUGGGCCUGAGCAUUCCAUUCAUUCAGCAGUUGUUAGUGAGCACCUAUGAGGUUCUAGGCACAGGCAAGUAAGGAGCCUCUGCCCUCACAGUACUUAAGAGCCAGUAGAUGUUUUCUGCCGUGGGCAGGGGUGAGGGCUGGUGCGGUCUUGGAGCUGAAGUCCAGAAACAUAGGCCCAGCUUUUGCCAUCCAACACCCCCUAACAUUGUACCUGUGGGUAGCCACUGGCCAUCUGAGCUGUGGCCUCCACUGACCCCCUGCUCUAGCAUUUGUUUGGGGCAGUCCUUGAAACAAGUGACAGGCUCAGCUUCUGCACGAGUGAGCAUUCAUUGAGUACCUCCUGCAUACAAGUCUCUGUGCAAUUCAGCCAUUCCUCCUGGCCCUUCCUGUCCACCUCUACCCUGUUGUCAUGGCUGUUAAAAAACAAACUAAAUAUAAUACACAUUUACUAUAGAAAAAGAGUUAAAAGGCUAGAAAGUUGAGGGGGACAAGAUCCCAGCCCCAUCCAUUUUUCCUUUUUUCUCCUCCUGAGCCUGCUUUUGUUUUUAAGGCUGUUAUGACAACUUUCUAAAGUUUUAGAAAUUGACGUUUUUCCUUUAUGUCCGUGUUCCAGCAGCACAUCAUCCACACUUUAGAGAUAAGGCAACAUGGCCCUCGUGUUCCUCCCUCCCAUACAGAGGUCACCCCUGAAAUGGAUUCUGUAGUAAUAGAAACUGAACCAGAGAAAAUGGUUUCAUGAGCUGUCAAUAUGUCUUUGGGAGGCUUCUGUAUCAGCCUGCCUCAGUCCGUCUUGACAGCAGCGUGGUAUUCCAGAGGCUGGAUGAACCAGUUUUUGUGUCCCCUCCCAUGGGUAGGUGUUUGAGUCAUCCAGAUUUUUUCACCAGUGUUUUGUUUGUCUUCACCCCUGCCUUUUGGGCCCCUGUGCCUGCAUCUCUAGAGAGCAGCAGCAGAAAUGGGCGUCCAUCUGCUUGAGCCCUUGUUUUAGAGUGUGGCAUUGAUCUGCCUUCAGGGUGGGCACCCCUUUGGGGAGCAGGAAGGAGGCAAGGGGUGCCGUUGGCUGGAGCAUACUAGGGUUCAGGCCCUAGGGGCAAGGCUGGAGAGGGGGUACAUUCUGGUUCGGCUUUAGGGAGCCUGGCUUCCGGACUAGCCUCUGCCCAGCCCACUAAGGUUUAGAUCCUGACUCCACCUCUCACUAUGUGACCUCUCCGAGGUGCAGGCUCCUCAGGAAGUGGAAGUCCUCAGAGCACCUGCUGCGAGAUGGUUGGAGGGUUUGAUGAUCGCACGCAGGUGAAGCGGAGGCUGGACUUGGAAACUGACCAUCAGUACCUGGCCGAGAGCAGUGGGCCAGCUCGGGGCAGAGGCCGCCACCCAGGAAAAGGUGUGAAAUCCCCAGGGGAGAAGUCACGCUAUGAAACAUCGCUGAAUCUGACUACCAAGCGCUUCCUGGAGUUGCUGAGCCGCUCGGCCGAUGGUGUCGUCGACCUGAACUGGGCAGCUGAGGUGCUGAAGGUGCAGAAACGGCGCAUCUAUGACAUCACCAACGUCCUUGAGGGCAUCCAGCUCAUCGCCAAGAAGUCCAAGAACCACAUCCAGUGGCUAGGCAGCCAUGCAGCAGUGGGGAUCGGUGGGCGGCUUGAAGGAUUGACCCAGGACCUCCAGCAACUGCAGGAAAGCGAGCGGCAGCUGGACCACCUGAUCCACAUGUGUACCACGCAGCUGCGUCUGCUUUCCGAGGAUGCUGACAGCCAGCGCCUGGCCUACGUGACCUGCCAGGACCUUCGUAGCAUUGCGGACCCUGCAGAACAGAUGGUUAUGGUGAUCAAGGCCCCUCCCGAGACCCAGCUUCAAGCCGUGGACUCCUCAGAGACCUUUCAGAUCUCCCUUAAGAGCAAACAAGGCCCCAUCGAUGUUUUCCUGUGCCCUGAGGAGAGUGCGGGCGGGAUCAGCCCCGGGAAGACCUCGUCCCAGGGUGCAGCUUCUGGGGAGGAGGACAGGGCAGCUGACCCUGCCACCACAGUGCCACCACCGCCAUCAUCUCCCCCCUCAUCCCCAGCCACGGAUCCCAGUCAGUCCCUGCUAAGCCUGGAGCAAGAACCUCUGCUUUCCCGGAUGGGCAGCCUGCGGGCCCCCAUGGAAGAGGACCGCCUGUCCCCACUGGUGGCGGCUGACUCGCUCCUGGAGCACGUGCGGGAGGACUUCGCCAGCCUCCUCCCCGAGGAGUUCAUCAGCCUGUCCCCCCCGCACGAGGCCCUCGACUACCACUUCGGCCUUGAGGAGGGCGAGGGCAUCAGAGACCUCUUCGACUGUGACUUUGGGGACCUCACUCCCCUGGAUUUCUGACGGGGCUUAGGGGGACCAGGGCCUCCUGGGAUGCCCACCCUGUCUCUGUAGCCCUGGAGCCCCCUGCCCCUGGCCGUCCUCCUAGUCCAAUUGGAAACGUUUAAUUUAUACCCCUCUCCCCUACCUCCAGAAGCUUCUAGCUCUGGAGUCUGGCUACUGCCAGGAGGCUGAGCAAGCCAGGAAGGGAAGGAUUCUGUUUGUGGUGUGUAUGUGCAUGCACCCAACACCCGACACGUGUGUACACGGGGUGAGUGGUGUGUGAGCAUGUGUGUGUGCAUGUACCGGGGAAUGAAGGUGAACACAUCUGUGUGUGCACUGAAAACACGCCCCAGUGUGUCCACGUGUGUGUGCAUGAGCCCAUGUGUGCGCAUGGCGGGGGCUCUAACUGCACUUUUGGUCUCCUUGCUCCAGGGGCCCCGCGAGGCCCAGGGUGGCCACCUGCCCCCAGAAUCCUGUGUGCUGACCAGGCCGGGUGGCGAGGCCUUGGCCUGCUCGUUUGCAGGACCGCGAGAGCACUUCUGUCGUCUUAAAGGUUUUUCUGAU